GAACCGGAUUCAGUAAAAAAGAAAUUGGGCUGUACGAUAACCAAAACAUUUUACUGUAUAAUCUAUAAUUUUUCAAUGUACAGAUAAGAUAAAAACAUGAAGUUAUUAACGCGGCUUUAGUUUUUCUCUAUCUGUCAUACUCUAGUGUCACGCUAAUCGCUAUUUUGUGUGUUCGUGAUUGUAAUUGGAUCCUGGAUAUUGUGGGGAAUACCAAGUGAGCUAAUCGAUGGCCGAUUAAGUGUUUCAACGCUACAGAAAUUGGCGGGUUCCCUUGGUCGUGGUGACUCAUCAAAGUUCCCGGACGGUUUUUCACUAUGGAGACUGACGAUGGUGAAUCCUCUAGCAGUGGUCCUAUGUCGAGCCUGAAUAGCCUAUUCUCCUUCACGAGCCCCGCUGUGAAGAAGCUUCUUGGCUGGAAACAGGGUGACGAGGAAGAAAAAUGGGCAGAAAAAGCAGUGGAUAGUCUGGUGAAGAAAUUAAAGAAGAGAAUGUCGGAUGCAGCGAUAUUUGUACAGAGCCGCAACUGCAACCACCAUCACGGCUUCCAUCCCUCCACCGUCUGCAAGAUACCUCCGGCAUGUUCUUUGAAGAUAUUCAACAAUAGAGAGUUCGCUCAGUUGCUAUCCCAGAGUGUUAAUCACGGUUUUGAAGCUGUUUAUGAGUUGACUAAAAUGUGUACAAUUAGGAUGUCUUUUGUGAAGGGUUGGGGGGCGGAGUACCAUCGUCAGGAUGUGACGUCCACCCCCUGCUGGAUUGAGAUCCACCUUCAUGGUCCCCUGCAGUGGCUAGAUAAGGUGCUUACGCAGAUGGGUUCCCCUCACAAUGCUAUCUCGUCGGUAUCUUAGCCCGACCUCCAUACUUAACCCCCACCGUAUCCCAUGUUGAAUUUCAAUAACUCGAUAAUCUCAAAAAAGAAGCAUUGUUAUAACCUUUUCCGGAACUGUGGCUUUUUGUAUAUUUACUUGCAUGAAACUAAAUCUAAUCUUAUGUUGAAAAUAGGACUGGUAUGGAACACAUGUUCGUACCUACUGAAAAUUUGAUAUCAUAAUCACAUCUGCAAUCCUUAGUGGUAAGCAGAGACCAUGGACCAUUUGGCUCCAUGAUAUUAUUUUAAUAUAGAUAAUGCAUUUAUUAUGGUUAAUUUACGAUAUCAUUUAAUUAAAAAAAAAAAUUAAACACAAAAUUUUUCGUCACAGUUUCGAUUUUUUUAACAUCCCUGAAGUAAUGUACCAAUGGAACUAAUAUAUCUGAAAUAUUAAAAUAUUUGUCGAGCCCCAAAAUUUGUUCUUGAAUAAUUCAGCUCAAGUUAUGUGUCCAAGUAAAUUUAAACGUAAGACGUAUUUAGUGUAACUAUUAUAAAGACAUGUAUAUGUUAAAAAGUGAAUAUACUCGUGAAUGUUUAUGACAACAAGAUAUUAUUUGAUGUAAAUAUGUCUGUUUGUAUUGAGGUUACAUUCAAGUAACGUCAACAGUUUGACAGAAGCUGGCAACACUAAAUGUCUACUGUCAAUUGUACACAUAAAUUACCAUUGAAGGUAAUUUUUUUAUAUGGUAAUCAUAAUUGAAAAAUGACAAGCGAUUUUACAACUUUGUAUAUGUCGUUUAAAUAAAUACAAUUUUAUAUCUUUUACACAUGCACAUAUUAAGAGAAAAUAUAAAAAGGAUUUGUGGCUCCACAAAUUAGGAUACCAUUUUUAAGAUGUAAAAAAUAAACGAUUAUUGCGACGAAUGUUUAUAAAAAUUUGAUUUACAUAAGUGAACAUUACCUUUUGUGUCACUUCAUAAUUUUUUUAUUACAUGACAAUAGUUUUUUAAAGUUUUUUUGAAUAGAAAUCAGUCGAAUUUUAAU
This is a messenger RNA of Papilio polytes (common Mormon), 1849 nucleotides long. It is a transcript of the gene Mad, whose product is annotated as protein mothers against dpp. Gene Ontology annotation, molecular function: DNA-binding transcription factor activity, RNA polymerase II-specific; RNA polymerase II cis-regulatory region sequence-specific DNA binding; I-SMAD binding. Bases 315 to 845 code for a protein of 176 amino acids. The record is from RefSeq and is a predicted model, not a curated record. NCBI's taxonomy places the organism in Eukaryota, Metazoa, Arthropoda, Insecta, Lepidoptera, Papilionidae. Gene Ontology annotation, cellular component: heteromeric SMAD protein complex. Gene Ontology annotation, biological process: BMP signaling pathway; transforming growth factor beta receptor signaling pathway; cell differentiation. The transcript has 3 exons.